UACCAUGGAAGCAGAAGAAACGAUGGAAUACAUCCAGGAGUUUCCUGAACAUUAUAAAGUUAUUUUGGAUAGACUGAAUGAACAGCGUGAGCAGGACCAGUUUACAGAUAUCACGCUGAUUGUUGAUGGUCACCAUUUCAAAGCUCAUAAGGCUGUUCUUGCUGCCUGUAGUCAGUUUUUCUACAAAUUCUUCCAAGAUUUCACUCAGGAGCCUUUGGUGGAGAUUGAAGGUGUAAGUAACAUGGCAUUUCGUCACCUAAUUGAAUUCACCUAUACAGCAAAACUAAUGAUUCAAGGUGAGGAAGAAGCAAAUGAUGUUUGGAAAGCAGCUGAGUAUCUACAGAUGUUAGAAGCAAUCAAAGCACUUGAAAUCAGGAACAAAGAAAAUUCAUCACCCUUAGAAUCAAAUCAAGAAGAAGGUAAAAAUAAGCCAAAAAAGAGGAAGAUAGCUGAAACCUCUAAUGUUAUCACAGAAACAUUGCCAUCUGCAGAAUCAGAGCCUGUUGAAAUUGAGGUUGAGAUUGCUGAAGGAACAAUUGAAGUGGAAGAUGACAGCAUGGAAACGCUUGAAGUAGCUUCUGCAGAGCAAUCCAUAAAGUACAUACAGACAACGGGUACGUCAGAUGAAUCUGCUUUGGCUCUUUUGGCAGACAUUACCAGCAAGUAUCGUCAGGGAGAGAGAAAAUGCCAGAUCAAAGAAGGUGAUAGUGGAACUGAUCCCUCGUGCAAACAGGUAGAAGGUAUUGAAAUUGUGGAACUUCAGCUGUCACACGUGAACAAUUUAUUCCACUGUGAGAAAUGUAACCGUUCAUUUAAAUUGUUUUACCAUUUUAAGGAACACAUGAAAACACACUCUACUGAAAGUUACAAGUGUGACAUAUGCAAUAAAAGGUACCUACGAGAGAGUGCUUUGAAACAGCAUCUCACCUGUUACCAUCUUGAUGAAGGUGGUGCCAGCAAGAAGCAAAGACCUGGUAAAAAAAUACAUAUAUGCCAGUACUGUGAUAAGCAGUUUGACCACUUUGGACAUUUUAAAGAGCACCUCCGGAAGCACACAGGUGAAAAACCAUUUGAAUGUCCCAACUGCCAUGAACGUUUUGCAAGGAAUAGUACACUCAAAUGUCACCUGACAGCAUGUCAGUCUGGAGCUGGAGCUAAAAAGGGAAGAAAGAAACUGUAUGAAUGUCAGGUUUGUAACAGUGUGUUUAACAGCUGGGAUCAAUUCAAAGAUCACUUGGUAAUACACACCGGUGACAAACCCAACCACUGUACUUUAUGUGAUUUGUGGUUUAUGCAAGGCAGUGAGCUAAGAAGGCAUCUCAAAGAAAGGCACAGCAUUGAAGAGCAAACAAUAGCAGAAGAACCUCUUCCCGUGGAAGCUGAACCGGUUACAUCAAUGACUAUAAUAGAACAAGUGGAACAAGUCCAUGUCCUUCCAGUAAUUCAGGUGCAAGUGGAUCCUGCACAGGUAACUGUGGAACAGAUGCACCAGGAUCUCAUACAGGACAAUCAAGUGAAAGGCACACAGAUAGAUGAACUGCAAGAACAGGUGCAAAUCAGUUACUUAGAAGUUGAACACAUUCAGACUGAACAAGGUGCAGAAGUUCAUGUGGAGCAGUUACAUGUUGAGCAUGUAAAUCAAAUACAGAUGGAAGAAGUACAGGCAGAACUUAUAGAUGGAACAGACCUGGAACAAGUACAAUAUGAAAGCGUUAAUCAAGGAGAAGCAGAAGAGCCUGAAAAAAUAGAUGAUGCAGAUAAGGAAAAUCAUGAACAAGCUGAAGACUUGAAAGCUGCAUUAGUGGAUACACAGAAUGAAAAGGUGGAUGACUAGGACAAAUAAACCACACCGCAGGUUUAGGAAUGGAAUACCAAAUUCUACUUUUUUGUUAACUUUUACAUUGGUUUUUGAACUGUCAGUGGUCACCUUUUCAAUACCCUAUCCUAUGGAAGCUGGUCAAGUGGACCAAAAUUAUCUUUUUCAUGCACAACUAAACUUAGUCCAUAUGUGAAAAAUAACUUUCCCAUUCAUGUAAAACCAUGGAAUAGAAACUACCAUAGAUGUGGUAUCCUCAGCUUUUGAGGAGUUUACUAAUUAAUAGCUUGUAUUGUUCUUGCCCCAUCCCUGGGUAUAUGUAAGAGUAACUUCACCUCUUCACCUCUUGGAAUAGAGGAAAACUUGUUACAGAUUUGCAGGAUGUCUGUGGCAGAAGAAUCAGUAAAAUUUAGUGGGGUUUACUGUAAGUGGCAGUUGGGUACCUGUGAAUUUUUUGGACCACACUGC
Molecule: messenger RNA, 2284 nt
Organism: Dryobates pubescens (Downy woodpecker)
Lineage: Eukaryota; Metazoa; Chordata; Aves; Piciformes; Picidae
Gene: ZBTB35
Product: zinc finger protein 131
Exons: 6
Coding region: 5-1834 (609 amino acids)
Biological process (GO): regulation of transcription by RNA polymerase II
Cellular component (GO): nucleus
Molecular function (GO): DNA-binding transcription factor activity, RNA polymerase II-specific; protein binding; RNA polymerase II cis-regulatory region sequence-specific DNA binding
Source: RefSeq, a predicted model, not a curated record